UAAAGGGCCAGGUGAAACAGUCGCCACUACUCUCUCACCAUGCGGGGUCUACUUCUCUGCUGCCUUGUGGCUUUGGCUACAAGCCAAAACCUACGAUACGAUAACUCCCUGGACCAAAAGAAUACCUAUGAGUACAAAUAUGAAGGAGAGGUAAACUUUGGACUUGGGAAGCCAAACCUGGCAGAGUCUGGGGUGCGAAUUACCUGCAAGAUCUCAAUCGUCGGUAUAGGCGAACAAUUAUUCCUACUUCAGGUCUCCGAAAUGGCAUUUGCUGAGUAUAAUGGCUUUGAAGACAAAAAUGACUAUGAAUUCUCCCCAAAAGUUACCAAACGUCUUGCUUCUGAGCUUGCAGAACCUUUCGUGUUUGAGUAUGCCAACGGACACGUUGGUGCCAUCUUUGGAUCUCCUAAGGUUUCCACUACUGUUGUCAACAUUAUUAGAGGUAUACUUAGUUUUUUCCAGGUAACUGUGAAGACUACACAGACCGUCUAUGAGCUGAGAGAGACUGGAAUCCAUGGCCAGUGUCAGAGUAACUAUGCUAUUGAAGAAAAUGAGGAGACAAAGGAUUGGAUCGUCACUCAGGUUGUGGAUGUGACAAACUGCUGGCAAAGGGCAGCAAUGUACAGAGGAAUGGCAACUGCUGUGUGGGACAGACUAUCCAAAGAGAAAGGAGAAUCUGUCAUUUCAGCCAUGAAGUAUAAUUAUACCAUCAAGCCAACAGCAAAUGGAGGUGUCAUAACCAGAGCUCAGGGGUUUGAGCGACAGCACUUCAGUGCUUUCAAUGUGAAGGGUGGCAGUUUUAAGAUGGAAGCAACGAAGAACUUGGUGCUGCUUAGCAUGAACAACACAGCCAGAGGAAGAACAUAUGGACCAAUAGAAACGAAAGGCAACAUUAUCUACAAAUUUGAGGAUGUGGACAUUAAUAUUCCAAUUAUGAUGCAGAACCUAGAUAACCCAGUACCAAAGGCUAUUGAAUUGAUCAAGCGAUUGAGUGAGGCUAAUAGUGGCACUAUUGAUAGUGCCACCACAGAGGACUCUAUGAAGCUGUACCAUCUCCUGCGAGUGACACCCUAUGAAGAACUGGAAAACAUGUGGAAGCAAUUAGCUGAAAAUCCCAAGUAUAGGCGUUGGUUUUUGGACUCAAUCGUUGAAAUUGCCGAUGUCAAAGUUCUGAAUUUCAUGGAGACGAGAUUUAAAGCAAAUGAUUGGACGCCUUCUGAAGCUUUGCAAACCAUCUUAAUUGCUUUUCAUCAUCUUGAUCCCACACCUGACAAUGUUGGAAUGGCUAAAGUUUUCCUCAAGCUGCCAUUCAGUAAAUCUAACACCUAUCUGUGGCAGACUGUGGCACUUUCCUAUGGCUCUUUGGUGAACAAGUACUGUGUACAUUAUUUGCCAUGUCCAGUUAACCCUCUUCAGCCCCUGCUGGAAAUGGCCACAGAGGCUCUGAGGAGUGGCAACAAAGAAGAAAUGGUUAUCGCUCUGAAAGCGCUGGGAAAUGCAGGGCAUCCUAAGAGCAUGAAAACCAUCAUGCGUUUCCUUCCUGGAAUGGCUGCCUCUCCUGUGGAUCUGCCUCUUCGGGUGCAGAGUGCAGCUGUCCAGGCGAUGAGACUCAUCACGACCAGAGACCCUCACAGUGUCCUAGAGGUCACCCUGACCAUGUUUCUGCAUAAGCACAUUCCAGCUGAGGUUCGCAUGCUUGCCUUCAAGAUUCUUAUUGCGUCUAAGCCUUCAAUGGCUCUUGUGUCCAUCGUGACAGCUCAUCUGCAGGACGAAACAGACCUUGAGGUUGCAAGUUUUGCGUACUCUUACUUGCAUGAUCUUGCCAGCUCCAGGACUCCAAACAAUCACUAUCUUUCGAUUGCCUCCAGUUUGGCUGUGAAAAUCCUUGCACCCAGAUUUGGCCGUCUCUGUCAUUACUACAGCAAAGCAAAGCAUGCAGACUGGUUCGAUGAUAGGUGGCUAACUGGGAUAACAUCUGAAUUCUUCAUGCUAAGAAAUGCAAGCAACAUCAUUCCCUCAGAGAUUGUGUCAAGUGGUAAAUUCCACAUCAUUGGUCGAAUUAUUGAGUUACUGGAGUUGGGUCUCCGUGCAGAUGGAAUAAAGGAUCUGAUUGGAGCUGGCAUUCCUGGAUUUAAAGGAGACUUUAGUAUGAGUGACCUUAUGGCUAUUUUCAAUGUGCUUCAAAAGUGGGAGAGUCUGGACAAUGAUAAACCAGUCCUUUCAGUUUAUUCACGUAUUACAGGGCAAGAGUGGUUCUUCGCUGACAUGAGCAAAGACACCCUCCGAAAUAUCAUCACUGCCUUCAGUCCUGCUGCAUGGAAAUCAAGUCCUUUGAGGGCUAUGAUUGAGAGUUUACAGAAAGGAACCUCAUGGGACUACACACGGGCAUUUUUGGUCUUGGAGGCUCGUUACUUCCAAGCCACAACCCUGGGGCUCCCAGUGGAGAUCAGCAAAUAUUAUAAUACAAUCACUGCAUUCAACAUUAAUGCUAAAGUUGCAGUUAAUCCCUCACCCACUGAAAGCAUUGUACAGCUCUUGAAUUCUGAAAUUACAAUGGAAACGGAUGGAUACGCUGGUUGCACCAAGGACUUUUGGGUUUUCUAUGGGAUCAACACAAAGCUCUUCCAGAGUGGCUCAGAGUUAAAGAUUAAGAGACCCUUAGCCGUACCAUGGAAGUUAUCUGCCAAGAUAAAUGUGCCAGAAAGGAAAUUUGAGCUUGAUUUCCCCCCUAGCAAAAAGGAAAUUGAACUUCUUUCGAUUAGAUCAGAUUUGUAUGCAGUGUCCAGGAACAUUGAAGAGCCCGAUUCAGCCAAAAUGACUCCAAUCAUGUCCCCCUCUGCUGACCCCAAUGAUGACGUAAUAGAACCCUACACCUGGCAUCCUUCUUCCAAAAUGUGUUAUGAAUACAACAUUUAUGGAGUGGGUUUCUGCAUGGAGUACGAGUUAAAGCGACAGUAUUUCCAUGAGGAGUACCCACUGUACUAUUUCCUUGGAUACAGCAACAUGGCAUUCAAAAUAAUUCCAGCUCAGACAACAAAAGCGGUUGAGAAAAUCCACUUUGAGCUUGACGUUCUUCCCAGCAAGCAUCCAAUGAGUGCACGCCAACUGCUUGGGACUAUGAGGAGUCUUUCCAAGGAAGAAACACAGCAAAUUAAUCUAUCUUCAGACUCAUCUGAAAGAGACAGAGACUUUCCUCACAGACACCACACAAUCCUUCUGGAAAACUCGACAACUGAAGCCAUCUUCAACUUCAAAGCUUUUGCCAUUUGUGAGAACCAGAAGCCUGAGGGUUAUGAUGCAGUUAUGUACUAUUCACCUGAGGCAAGCAUUAAAAAUGCCCAACUAAUUGUGUCCCAAGUUGGAGCGAGCACCAACUGGAAGAUGUGUGUUGAAACCAGUCUGGAUGCUGAGGCAAAGGCACACGUCACAUGGGGCGAUGAAAGUCAGACCUAUGACAUGUCAAUGGAAGCCACUGCUGCAUAUAUUAAUGGUUCCAAGCCAGAGCUCAAGGCCAAAGUACAAUGGAGCAGGAUUUCAGAGUACCUGACUGAGCUUGGCAAAAGAAUUGAACGGUACAUCCCUGGUGUGGCAUUACUUUAUGGCUUUUCUGAGAGAAAUGAGAGAAAUCCAGAGCAGGAAGUGUCUGCAACAGUUGUUGCUGCCUGGACAGACAGCGUUGAUGUGGAGAUUAAACUACCUGAGUAUACAGUGUACAACAAAGCUAUGUCAUUUCCGGUCCUAUGGAGCAGCCAAUGGCUUUAUCAAAACAUGACAUGCUCAACAGAAUAUUAAAUUGAUAUAAGCAUGAAAACAUAAAAACUGCAGAGCCCAGAUGGCAGCCAGAUGCCUGAUGUACCAUUGUGGAAGAACAACUGCAGCCAAAACCAGCAUUUUAAACCUAUUAUCAGACUGUCAUCAGUUUUCUAAUCAUCAGUUUGUAUGAAACAGCAUGUUACUGAA
This is a messenger RNA of Xiphophorus hellerii (green swordtail), 3960 nucleotides long. It is a transcript of the gene vtg3, whose product is annotated as vitellogenin 3, phosvitinless. Lineage: Eukaryota; Metazoa; Chordata; Actinopteri; Cyprinodontiformes; Poeciliidae. The record is from RefSeq and is a predicted model, not a curated record. The transcript is spliced from 28 exons. Bases 40 to 3792 code for a protein of 1250 amino acids. Gene Ontology annotation, biological process: response to estradiol; cellular response to estrogen stimulus; lipid transport. Gene Ontology annotation, molecular function: lipid carrier activity.